Molecule: messenger RNA, 1254 nt
Organism: Funneliformis geosporum
Lineage: Eukaryota; Fungi; Glomeromycota; Glomeromycetes; Glomerales; Glomeraceae
Source: the annotation of a GenBank genome assembly
AUGUUGGAAGCAACAAUUAGAAAGACUUGUGAAGCACUUGUCGAAAGAUUAAAAAACUCUGAUAAUGAUCUUACUAAUUGUGAUAAAUCCUCCCUUUACUUGCUUCACGAGUGUUUAAAUACAGUUUUUCAGGUAAAUUCUGAUGAGAUUUUAUCGGUAUUACUGAAAGCAACAGCCCUUGUCGACUAUGCUACCGAAAAAUUACACUCGUAUCCAUACAAGGAUGUACCUCUUUGUUGGAGACGUUUAUAUACUGAUGCGAGUCUCGUAAAAAGCUUUUGUGAAAUUUUUGUAACAUUGAAAACGGAAAACGAAAUAGAAUCAUGGAAACAAAUCAUUAAAACUUUAGACAUGGCAUUGAUUAUGACGGGGGCACCAGGAAUUGAUAGGAAAGAAAUGAUUUUCAAUCUAAUUGGGGAAGUGGAAAAGAUCAUUAAGGAAAUUGAAGAUGAAAAAGAUUUUAUUACUUUAGCUGAAUUUCCGAUGAAACGUCAAAUUGAUAUAGAUACAAAGGGUGUAGACAAGUUUGAAAAACGCGUAAAAUUAGAAAAUAAAGUUGAAAAUAUGCCAACUAUAAGAUUUCCCAUAUCAAAAAUGUCAUCUCCUAGUCUGGUUGCAUUUGCUUCACAUAUUAACAAACCAAAUCCCACACCUUUUAUACUUACCUCUUGUAUUUCACACUGGCCAGCACUUUCAACCAACCCUUGGACAGAUCUUGAUUAUCUUUUGAGCAUUACGGGAAAAGGAAGGAUCGUUCCGGUUGAAAUUGGUGCAAAAUAUACGGAUGACUCGUGGUCACAGAAAUUGAUGAAAUUUGAAGAAUUUGUGGAGAAUCGGGUCAAAACCACAAUUAAAGAUGAGGGAGUUGCUUAUCUAGCUCAACAUGAUUUGUUCGCACAGAUACCACGCCUUAAAGAAGAUAUAUCAAUUCCUGACUAUUGCUUUGUUGAUACUAAACCUUAUCUUGUAUCAUCAAAUAACGUUCAAUACACUCUUCCUCCGGAUGUUAUUAUAAAUGCAUGGUUUGGUCCCCAAGGAACGAUAUCUCCUAUGCAUACCGAUCCAUAUAAUAAUCUUCUAGCUCAAGUAGUUGGACAGAAAUAUGUUAGAUUAUAUGCGCCUUUUGAAACUUCUAAAGUAUAUCCUUUUGAACAUGAAACUCCAGAUCUAGAACGUUUCCCACUUUUUGCUUCUGCUAAUUAUUUGGAAUGCGUUCUGGAACCAGGAGAUUUGUUGUAUAUUCCAGUGAGUUAA